GUGGUGGUCAAUCUAGAUCGGCUCCCAUUGUCCCCGCAUCUGCCGUGCAUUGCAUACAAGGGGGAGAGACACUCGCCGCGUUCUGACGACUAGUGAUCGACUUGGGCCCAAUCCGUGCGUGUGAAUGAUCGGCAAGGAAGAACUACAAGGAACCUGGGCCGGCUACAAUGGAACACUCGUCCCCGUUGGCUGCAAUGCAGCCGCCGUCUGUGAUGUUCGGCCAUUGCUUUCGUCCCGAUGCCUCGACAGCCUAUGCGUCCUUCAGUCCCAUGGCUGGAUUGGCACAUAGCACCUUCAAUUUUAAGGAACUGUCCAUGAAGAAGGCCCAUGGGGACUACUUCAAUGUGAAACCUGUGCGGGGCUCAUCACCAACUGCGAGUCUUGCGGCCGACCUCUCUCAGAAUUUUCAUAUUGAUCAAAGUCCGCAAUUGGCGACGCCCCGGCGGUCUUUGUUCUCCUCCAGCCUGCUGGGAAAAGCCAAUCGGUGUGAGUCAAUGACCACACCACCGCUUCCCUCCUCGCCAGCUCCCAUGAUGGACGCUAUGGAAAUGUCUCCCUUGCCGCACAAGCCAGCAUUCGGGCUGGUCAACGAAGUCGAGCUGGAAUCGCCCUCUCUAGAUUCUUCGAUGGAUACACCUAUGAUCUCGGCCGCCCCGAGCCCGUUGGAAGAGUCACCGCUGGUGAACUCGAAAGACGGUCUACAAGAGAGAAAGCGUCCAACAUUUCUACGGCCGAGUUUAGCACGGAGCAAAGCACAGAGUUUCCAACUAGGAAUGAACAAGCCGGCCCCAGAGAGUCAAGCCCCGCCGUUCAAGUUUCAGAGCCGGGGAAACAGGACGUCGCUUAGCGCAUCUGCAUCGUUGGAGGAUAUGUUUUGCGAGUCACCCCAAAGAGAACGUCCGUCGUUGAAGAACCACUCGACCGGCAAUCUGUUGAGCAGCUCUCGUCUCAAACCACCAUUUGGCAGUAGCAACAGCCACGUGCGGGGAAAUGGAUCCCCGUCCGCGGCGUCAGUCCGCAAGAAUUCACACCCCACGAUGCGCCCACGCAAGCAGUGUAGACGUUCGUUGAGCAUGUUUGAGCAUCCCGAGGAUGUAGUCGUCGAAAAAGAGGCAACUUUAGUUACAAAUGCACCACUCCCGUCGAUCAUCGACAUUGAAGGAUCCCCCAGCCUGCAGCUUCCUCACGUCUUUUCGGAGGACCAGGCAGAUACAUUGCCUCGUAUCGACAAAAACAUCCUGGUGGAGCUCUUGGAUGGGAAAUACAACGAUCGUUUUGACAACGUGAUGAUUAUUGACUGCCGCUUUGAAUAUGAGUACGAGGGAGGCCAUAUCAAUGGCGCUGUCAACUACAACGACAAGGACCACCUGGCCGCCGAGCUCUUCACCGCACCCAAGCCGCGGACGGCCUUGAUCCUCCACUGCGAAUACUCGGCCCAUCGCGCCCCGAUCAUGGCCAAGUACAUUCGUCACCAGGAUCGCGCUUUCAACGCGGACCACUACCCGCAACUCACCUACCCCGAUCUGUAUGUCCUGGACGGUGGUUACAGUUCCUUCUUCUCCAAGCACCGCUCGCUGUGCUACCCGCAGAACUAUGUCGAGAUGUCUGCCAAGGAGCACGAAUUCGCUUGCGAGCGAGGCCUCGGCAAGGUGAAGCAACGGUCCAAGUUGAAUCGGGCUCAGACUUUCGCGUUCGGGGAGAAUUCGCCUCAAAUGGAAGACAGCCCGACCGGACGGUGUCGCAAUGGCCCCGGGGAGCGAAACCGAUUUUUGGGAUCCCCGUUUGCCGAAAGCCCCGCAUCCAGUCGACUCUCCGGCCGUCGGAUGCUCUCUUACUAAAGUUACGAAACCUUGGUGCAGUGCACCGUGCACCACGCAAUGAUGUUAUGACCGACUUGGAACAAGCCACGCUGCGACCACCUGAUGGCCUUUCUUUUGCACCUGGCUCUUUCCAUCUGCCCUUCGGCGUUUCCUAAAAAUGGCCAGUGCAGGUCAAUUGGCUGAACGUGUGCAUUUGCGAGUUUUGGCGCAAAAGGGUUUGCAUCCUUGGGCUUUGGAGGGAGACGCAUUGGACCUUGGGAAAGGCAGCGUCUCACCUGACCAGCCCGUUCCGCUCAUUUUGA
This is a messenger RNA of Aspergillus aculeatinus CBS 121060, 2122 nucleotides long. It is a transcript of the gene nimT, whose product is annotated as putative tyrosine protein phosphatase MIH1. Gene Ontology annotation, molecular function: protein tyrosine phosphatase activity. Bases 168 to 1838 code for a protein of 556 amino acids. The transcript is spliced from 4 exons. Gene Ontology annotation, cellular component: cytoplasm; nucleus. NCBI's taxonomy places the organism in Eukaryota, Fungi, Ascomycota, Eurotiomycetes, Eurotiales, Aspergillaceae. The record is from RefSeq and is a predicted model, not a curated record. Gene Ontology annotation, biological process: protein dephosphorylation; G2/M transition of mitotic cell cycle; positive regulation of G2/MI transition of meiotic cell cycle.